Girardinichthys multiradiatus is the source of this 1182-nucleotide messenger RNA. It is a transcript of the gene zar1l, whose product is annotated as zygote arrest 1-like. NCBI's taxonomy places the organism in Eukaryota, Metazoa, Chordata, Actinopteri, Cyprinodontiformes, Goodeidae. Gene Ontology annotation, molecular function: mRNA base-pairing post-transcriptional repressor activity. The record is from RefSeq and is a predicted model, not a curated record. Gene Ontology annotation, biological process: translation. Bases 54 to 953 code for a protein of 299 amino acids. The transcript has 4 exons. Gene Ontology annotation, cellular component: cytoplasm.
GGUCGUGUAUAAAUCCCAGGAGGAGAAACUAAAACUGGUUUCAUGGCUCCAGGAUGGAGGGGUUCCUGUCCACGGUCCCCCCCUUCAACAUCCACGGCAGUUCGGCGUGCCCUCCUCCGAUUCAUGGCGGCAGCUGGGGGAAGAGAGGGGGCCGUUUUCUCAUCCCUCAGGGCCUCAACUACUUUGAGAUCUGCAAGACCAUCCUGUCCCAAGUCAACCACAGUUUACCCCCUGCACCACCUUGCAGGAAGGCGAACACCAAAGAGUGCGGCGUGCAGGUGAACGCCAAAGUAGAUAAGAUCGUCCAAUGUUCUCUUGGUCCAAAGACGCUGCUUUUCGACGAACCUCCCACCUCCUGCAAGACCCCCGAAGAGAGCCUCUGUGCGACCAAAGCGGGGGGAAAGGCGCUCUUCGGCACGCCGCCCGUGAGCAACCUGCGCUUCCUCCGACCUGUGUCCAUCUACUCGCCGGUGUUUGACCGCAGGGUCUACCUGAAGAGUCUCAGCGACGGCGCUGGACGGGGUCCAGCUGAAGCCUCUGAGCAAGCCAAGUCUGAUACUGACACGGAUCAAAGUGGCGAGGACUUAGAAAAGGACUUCAAGACUACGGUUCCCCGAUCCUGUAAGAACUCAAACUUCCAGUUCCUGGAACAGAGAUAUGGCUUCUUCCACUGUAAAAAAUGCAACAUCCGGUGGGAGAGUGCUUAUGUUUGGUGCAUCUCUGGCACCAGUAAGGUGUACUACAAGCAGCUCUGCCGGAAGUGCCAGGUGGGCUUUAACCCCUACAGAGUGGAGUCUAUCGUUUGCAAGGGUUGUUCUCAGACUUGCUGCAGCUGUGAGAAGAAGCAGAGACACAUCAACAUGAAGAGGCCUCACCGUCAGGACCUGUGUUGCCGCUGUAAAGGGAUGAGGUUGUCAUGUGAUGCCACCUACAGCUUCAAAUACAUCGUCUGAGCUAAUGUAAUGUCGCUGAAUGUCGCAUGGUUUGAGAGUUUGGGGACAUGCUAAAGUCCAUGUCACUGGAACCUGCCUCUUAUUCACCUAUCAGCAACAUCCUGAACCUUUGCCCUGGUGGUACAUUUCAGAUCUCUAAAAUAGUUUUUUUUUUUUUCCCCUCUCUAUGUGCUCAUGUAAAACAUGAAAAGUAUUUUUGUAAAAAUAAAUAAAGUUUAUGAAUUAUAAA